CGUAUACCGCAUACUGUCCUCUCCGCCCCUCUUCUUCUGCAACUCAUCAGUAAUCUAAAAGUUUCUAGUGCCUAGUUAGUGCCUUACUUAUCCGUAGAGAGAAACUUGUCAAUAAUGGCCUUUUAUCCUCAAGAGCCGUUUUACAACCCGAUGAUCCCUUUUAAUGGGUCAAUUCAUGGACGUCUACAGGAAGGUAAAAGUAUCAUUAUAUCUGGUCGGGUCCUUCCAGGGGCAAACAGAUUCCACGUGAAUCUACAGUGCGGGUCGGCAGCAGGGGCAGAUGUCGCCCUUCACUUCAACCCGCGGUACGAUGCCCACCCUGGGUAUGUGGUGACCAAUACCUUCCAGAACUCCAGGUGGGGCCAAGAAGAGAGAAAGCAUCCAACUCCCUUUCAGCAAGGAUCAGUCUUCAACCUAAUGAUACUAGUUGGUCGGGACUCAUACAAGAUUGCCAUUAAUGGUAGCCACUUCAUGGAGUUCAGACAUCGCAUCUCUUUCUCUGCUGUGGAUACGAUCCGUGUGGAGGGAAUGGUGGAGAUCAGUUCCAUAGCUUUCCAGAACCCUCAGCCCUGCAUCCCCCAGCCUGGAUACCCUCCACAGUGUGCUUUCCCACCGCAUGGAUAUCCUACACCGUGUCCAGUUCCUGGUGUCCCACCUGUAUAUCCUUGUCCUGUUCCUGGUGUCCCACCUGGAUAUCCUGUUCCAUCUCCAUAUCCACCACCAGUAGUUUAUACAGUGCCAUACAAAAGCGUCAUAAAUGGUGGACUCUACCCCGGAAGGACCAUAACAAUCCAAGGUGUGAUCAACGGCGGUGCCAAAAGAAUAGCUGUGAACCUGCGCCACAGGGGUGGUAUAGCACUGCACUACAACCCGCGCUUUGACGAGAAUGUAGUGGUGCGCAACAGCCAAGUGCACCAGAAGUGGGGCAGCGAGGAGCGAGCAGGUGGAAUGCCCUUCCGCCGUGGCCAGCAGUUCACGCUGACUAUUGUCUGCAGUCCUCAAAGUUACAAUGUGAUGGUGAAUGGGAAUCAAGUGCACUCCUUCAGGCAUCGCCACAGCACCCUUCAGGAGAUCAACACAUUGGAGGUUGAUGGAGACUUGACUCUCAACUCUGUCACAGUUUAGACAGAAAAAUUACCAAAACCAUUCAGCACAAGACAUCAUAAUUGUAUGUUCUUUAUUGUUGAUGUCUAACCCUAACCCUAACCCCCCCCCCCCCCCCCCCCAUAUACACAAUAGGCGAAGGAAUGGACAAUUUCACUGCCUUCUUUACAUUAGUAAUCAUAAUGCAUGUGACAAAUAAACAUCCUUGUAUCCUUGUAUCCUUGAACGUAAGAGCCAAA
Molecule: messenger RNA, 1343 nt
Organism: Sardina pilchardus (European sardine)
Lineage: Eukaryota; Metazoa; Chordata; Actinopteri; Clupeiformes; Clupeidae
Product: galectin-9-like
Exons: 12
Coding region: 115-1125 (336 amino acids)
Biological process (GO): negative regulation of type II interferon production; negative regulation of CD4-positive, alpha-beta T cell proliferation; positive regulation of gene expression
Cellular component (GO): cytosol; nucleus
Molecular function (GO): galactoside binding; carbohydrate binding
Source: RefSeq, a predicted model, not a curated record